Biomphalaria glabrata is the source of this 4036-nucleotide messenger RNA. Its product is annotated as serine/threonine-protein kinase par-1-like. The transcript is spliced from 12 exons. NCBI's taxonomy places the organism in Eukaryota, Metazoa, Mollusca, Gastropoda, Planorbidae. Gene Ontology annotation, cellular component: cytoplasm. The record is from RefSeq and is a predicted model, not a curated record. Gene Ontology annotation, molecular function: ATP binding; protein serine/threonine kinase activity. Gene Ontology annotation, biological process: intracellular signal transduction; protein phosphorylation. The coding region runs from base 829 to 3375 and encodes 848 amino acids.
CAUGAAUGUUUAAAAUCACACCCCAAGAUCUGCACCGAUCUGUCUUCUCUUGAAUAAUAGAGCUAACCCAGCCAGUCUUCAUAGGGAAAAAAAAGAGCUUCGUACCAGUGAUUUCCCUUGACAGAAGCCAUAAAAAAGAAAACUGCCCAACUCCAAAGUCUGUCAGCUCAAGUUGAACAGAUCGAUUUCAGGACAACAUUUAUUGGAGCAGUGUGGAUUAACGUACCUGAGUUAUACGUAAUAGAGCGAACCAUUAUUGAUAUAGAAAUGUCUCGCUUAAGGGGAUCUCCUUCUAGUUGGUAUUUAGAGUGACAUGCGUAUAACACAGAGGGAUUGAGUCAUUUCAUUCUGAACACGUUCCUAUACAUUACACUUGUUCUGGAGUGUUUUAUUUCCAACUAUCAAGUUAUACUACUCUGAAAGUCUUUUGCCAGGUAACAUAGAGCUACACCAAGCGACACUCGUUCCUUACGGUUACCUAUAGAAUCGCUGAGAAAGACUGAACAAUAACGCGGUGCCGUGAUACCUGUUCUACUGCAAGGUGUCAAUGCUGAGAAACAUCGAUAUAGAUCAGUCGGAUUAAAGACAAUUCAAACAUACAAGCCAAUGAAGCGGAACUGUGACACAAAAUAGAAUACACUCAUCAUUUGGGAAAACAAGCUUAAAUAAUGUUAGGAAUACAUUUAUAUUUGACAAGGACCCAAACUUUGACAUAUCUGAAGUCAAACUAAUGAUAUGACAUUGUCUCAUGAAGUCUAAAGUAAACAUCGGUAUGUCUUGAGACCAAUGCAUUGAAAUGGAUUACAUACCAGGGGGUCCAUUGAUCUGAUGGGCACGAUGGCGAACUAUGAAUCUGAGGGCCCCAAUGUUCCGAAGAUUUUUACCACGGAGUUCAGUGAUGAUCAUGGCGCUGACCUUACAGAAAGCUCUCCUGUUACCCGCCUGCAGUCUGGCAAAGAUGACCUCUCGACCGACGACCAUCUGGCAUCAGCCAAUAAGUUACAGAGCUCAAAGUGUAAGAAAGUAGGACAAUAUCUCCUGGGGCCUACUUUAGGAGAAGGUUCUUAUGGAAAAAUACAUCUGGCAACGCAUCUCAUUUCUAAACAGCAGGUCGCUAUGAAGGUUGUGGCCAAGAAGACUCUCGUCCAGAGGGAGGUGGCGAGGCGCCACUUCAGACGCGAGGCGCUGCUCCUGCAACAGGUCUCCCAUCCCAACGUCGUGAGGCUGUACGAGGCCAUGGAGACGUCCAACUCUUACUAUCUUGUGUUUGAACUGGCUACCGGAGGCUGCAUACUGGAUCUCAUUACUCAGAGAGGCUGUCUUCAAGAGGAAGAGAGUAGACACUAUAUGAGACAAAUAGCCUCCUCCGUGGACCAUCUUCACCGUACGAACAUUGUGCACAGGGAUAUCAAGCUGGAGAAUUUAUUAUUGGAUGGAAAUAAUAACAUUAAAUUAGUUGAUUUUGGACUAAGCGCUGUAUGCCACGACACUGAUCAUCACCUCAGCACUUUGUGUGGCAGCCCUGUGUACGCCGCCCCUGAACUGUUUGCUGGCAGGAAGUACGGCAAAGGAGUUGACUUAUGGGGGAUUGGUGUUUGCUUCUUCGCCAUGUUGACAGGGAAGUUACCAUUUUUACCAGACGAUAAAACGUCACUUCCUCAACUGUAUUCACUGAUACUCAAGGGUGUUACAAUGCCUGUCUUUGUUUCUCAGGACUGCCAACAGCUCUUGGGGAGGCUCCUGGAGCACCAGGAAGGACGUCGGAUCAAUGCCGAAGAGCUCCUGUCACACCAGUGGAUGACCCAGCCUGAAGGUCGACCUGUCAGUCGAGUAGCGACUGUGCCCAAGAGACUUCCCGAAAGCGCCAUCAACACUGCGAUCGUCAAGUACAUGUGCUCUGUGUACGGUUUCAACGAGAAUGACGUCAUCAGUUCGGUGGUUGAGAAAAAGCUGACAGCGGCAGCUGCAACCUACAACAUCUUAAAGGAUGGGGUAGAGAAUGGUCAAAUCACUAUCGCAUUGACCAACCACACUUUAAAUCAGGACACGCCCUCGGCAGUGAAGAAAUUGUCCUCCACUUUGCCCAGACUGGACACAAGAAUCUUGUCUGGAACAUCAAGUGCUACCAACGAGCAUUGGACAGAAAAUGUGACAGAGACAGAAGCGAUGAGCAAUAAUCUCAAAUCUGAAAGUCAGCAGGACCGGAAGUUAUCCGAGACUUAUAAGUCCUGCAUUUUGGUGCUGAAAAGAGCGAGGCAGCAUAUACGACACGGCGACCUUCACCUUGACCCUCACAAUAACGUGGACUACGUGGUGGUUGGGAAGUCUCCCCGCCACUCCCGUGGAAGCAUCCUGUCAUGCCUGUCACCGCACGCGGGUAACGGACACACCACUACCUUGACUCUGCCGCCUAUAGCGGCUAAUCACCUGGCUCUGUCCGGUAACCUUAGGUAUGUCCGAGGCGAAGCGCACGGCAAGAAACAUCAAGUCCACCUUGAUCACCAAGGCGUAUCUCAGUUGGACGUUAAAGGCGUUUCACCAAGCUUAUUUGAUAGGUCUUCCCUAACAAACGCCGGAUCGGUGUCCACAAAUAUAUACGCUUUCAACCAGGGAUACAUCGCAAGUGGAAACCCUCCUCCACCACCACCGCCCUCAACAUUUGGUGACGGCUCUUCACAGAGCAGACAUUCUAGCCAAUCCCAUAGCGACUCGUCCCACAACAACCGGAAGUUAUCUCAUCUUAGCCCACUCAGGGAAACAAAAGACAAUCUAUCUCCCAACUUCCGGGAAAUGGAUGAGAUAACGACCAGUCAAUUAACAGAAAAUGAAUCUAGGAUACAUCGCGAUCCCCUCCGGCCCAGUCUUGCAGCGUUGCGUGACCCCUUCGGUCGAGAUACGUGGCGAAGGUCGCACCACAGUGGACUCGGUAAUGGACUUAUUGUAUCCAAAUCAAACCUACGCAAACCUAAUAUCAAAUCAUCACCCCAGACAGACUCAUCGUCUGGUUAUGUAGAGCAGAGCGGGCUAGUCAAGAGCUUUAAAUGGCGGGAAACGACAAACAAUCCGCCAAUGAAUCAAACAGAAAAUGCUAAUACAGAUUUUCUAUUCGAAGGUUCUUCUGCAGAUUCACCAUUGGUGUUCUCAGAUAUUAAAGCGGGUGACAAGUCCAAUCAGCUGAGCCCGUCUAAAUUUCUUCAACAAUUUCAUAAACUCAACCGACUUCAGGACAUUCGCGACAUGGGCGGAGGAGGCUCUCCUGAUGAAGUGCAUACGAGGCAGGAAACAGACACGCCGCUGAGUCAGUCACAGGAGAAAGAGGAAAUGGACUACCUAACUCCCGUGACCCGUGUCACUGUUACUAUAGGCCGACACUGACAUAAAGGGUUGAAUUUGAAAUAGGAUUGUAAUUCACAGAUAGCUUCAUUAAAAAAGGCGAGGCUACAGGUUUCUUUUGCUGGAGAGAGAGAUGUAUCGAGACCAUCGGAAUAGAAGGCCUGUGCUUUGAAAUGCAUCGUCGCAACCUGUGGGCAGUGGAGACCAAUCGCUCGUUGCCAAGUCGUACAGACCUGUGACGUGGCAACGAGCUAUUGGUCUCCACUGCCCAUAGGUUAAGACGUCGCAGGUCAGUGUUGAGGUCUUCUUUAACGCAUGGUCUCAGAUGUAUAGCCAGAUAAUAAUGACAACAAUGACUUUCGUAGACACACGUUUGAUCUCAUUGGAAGCUUUAUUCAUAGUUGUACAUCUCUUGAUUUAAAAAUAUGGACUGAAAUACAUGAUGUAUUUUAAACAGAUAGUAUUUCUAUUUUUCUCUUCCACACAAUCACCUUACUGAUGAAUGUUUAGAAAAACACAAAAACAGUUGAACAAGUGAGUGACCAAAGAAUUGUGGAUACAUGGACCCAGCUGAAACUAGGAUAUAACUUGUGCUGUUGAGAUAAGAUGUAGCUCUGUCUUUGUGUUACUGCCAUCGUUGAUCAUCACGAGCUACUUCAAACCUUUGAAUAUUGUUUUUAAAUAUUAUACCACAUACUUCUUA